This is a messenger RNA of Selaginella moellendorffii, 774 nucleotides long. Its product is annotated as peptidyl-prolyl cis-trans isomerase FKBP17-2, chloroplastic. The record is from RefSeq and is a predicted model, not a curated record. Gene Ontology annotation, cellular component: chloroplast. Bases 24 to 710 code for a protein of 228 amino acids. NCBI's taxonomy places the organism in Eukaryota, Viridiplantae, Streptophyta, Lycopodiopsida, Selaginellales, Selaginellaceae. Gene Ontology annotation, molecular function: peptidyl-prolyl cis-trans isomerase activity. The transcript has 2 exons.
UUCCCCUAAAAACAGAGCAUGCCAUGGCGACUCUGUUCCACUCCCACAUUCCCACUCCAAGAUCGCGAAUUCUCAGGCGCAGGAGGCGCAUUCUCUGUGAACUGGAAGAGCAGCAGCAGCAGCAAUCCCCAAAGAAGCAAGAUCCAGGCACCAAAAUCCAGCUCGAUUCCUCCACAGACUGGAUCGCUUCGUCGCUGACAAGAAGAUUUGGACUGGGGGCAGGCCUGGGAUACGUGGGCUUCCUCGCAUUCGGUGUAAUCUCCGAGCAGAUCAAAACGAGAACCGAGGUCGCCCUCGAGGAGCAAGGCUCCAGGGAAAUCCAAGAUGGAAAGGAGACCGUGCUUCCGAAUGGAGUGAGGUUCACAGACCUGGUAAUCGGAGGAGGGGCUUCUCCCAAGCGCGGGGAUUUGGUGGUCGUGGAUCUUGUGGGGAGAGUGACAAGCACUGGAGAGAAAUUCGUUGACACGAUCGGGAACAAGAGGCCACUGGUGUUCGUGUAUGGCGCGAAGCCAUACUCUGGUGGGAUGUGCGAUGGAUUGGAGUUUGCGCUGGCAUCGAUGAACGCCGGUGGCGAGAGGAGGGUGAUCGUGCCUCCUGCGCUAGGGUUUGGCGAACGAGGGGAAGAUUUUGGAGCUCAAGGAAGAGUGGAUCCAGACCAAGAGCUUGAAUUCGUUGUCCAGCUUAGAAAGGUAUCGAUCUCACCCACAUAGAUCCUCGCAGGAACUCUAGAGAAUGGAUGUUUCCAUUCAACCGGAAGGGCAUCUUGCUUUCUAC